Pyricularia grisea is the source of this 1116-nucleotide messenger RNA. RefSeq lists its product as uncharacterized. The transcript has a single exon. The record is from RefSeq and is a predicted model, not a curated record. The coding region runs from base 1 to 1116 and encodes 371 amino acids. Lineage: Eukaryota; Fungi; Ascomycota; Sordariomycetes; Magnaporthales; Pyriculariaceae.
AUGAAGAACAUCGUCUCUCUCGCCUUGCUUGCCAUGGCCACCUUUGCAGUGGCCGACUACGAUGUAAAUCACCUUUCUUCUAAUGCACCGUCCAAGCGUUCCUUCGAUUCCUCUUCUUACGGAAGUCACCCAAACAAGGGUGACAAGUCUCAUAUGCCCGACAAGCCCUCCUUUUCCAAGUGCACCACGACCACGACCACCAGCACCACUAAGACGAAGACCACAACAGUUCAACUUUCAUCUUCAUCCUCAUCCUGUUCCUCCUCGACCUCUUCCUCUCUUUCUACUUGGACUAAAUCUACCUCUAAAUCUACCAUGACAUCUUCCACCGCAUCUUCAACCUCUCCUACUACCACUUCUACCUGUCUUUCUACUUCGACCAAAUUUACCUCCGUCUCCGCGUCUCUCUCUAGCACCGCUUUCGCCACCGCUUCUACCGCUACAUCUUCCUCCACCCUGUCCCCCGCUUUUUCGACUUCUUCGUCCUCUUCAGCCGGAACCACGACCACUCAGCUUUCCUCUUCAUUGCCAUUAUCUUCUGCUUCUUCUUCUUCUUCUUCAGCCCAGACCAAGACUCUCGAGACAAAGACCAUUAACCAUUCGUCCUCAAAGUCGCACAAGCCAAGCCAACCACCCCAGAGUUGGACCACCAGCACCGUGACCCUGACCUCGACCUCGACCUUCCUCGAGUGCCCGACCGCGAGCCCGGACUGCCCCAUCAAGAAGCCCGCCACCACCACCGUCGUCGUCGUCACCACCACCGUGUGCCCCGUCACCAGCGCGACCCCGCCGCCCCCUCCGCCGCCGCCCAAGACCACAACGGCUUCCCCUCCUCCCCCGCCGUCCUCGCAGCCGCCCAAGACGACCGGAACUGCCUCACCUGCUCCUCCCCCUCCUCCUCCUCCCCCACCGGCACCUCCUGUGUCCAGCGGCUAUUCUUCUUCUUCUUCUUCGCUGCCGCCUCCCUCACCUCCUAAGACCACCGUGCUUCCGCAGCCCCAGCCCCCUGCUACCUCAGCCACGACCUCUGCACCGCCAGUCGUAACCGCCGCCGCCAACGCUCAGCGUGCCGGUGGUAUGCUCGCCGCCGUUGCCCUGGCCGCUGCCAUUCUCUAA